This is a messenger RNA of Dromiciops gliroides (monito del monte), 1991 nucleotides long. RefSeq names its product renalase, FAD dependent amine oxidase (gene RNLS). The record is from RefSeq and is a predicted model, not a curated record. The transcript has 7 exons. Gene Ontology annotation, molecular function: oxidoreductase activity, acting on NAD(P)H. The coding region runs from base 31 to 1053 and encodes 340 amino acids. NCBI's taxonomy places the organism in Eukaryota, Metazoa, Chordata, Mammalia, Microbiotheria, Microbiotheriidae. Gene Ontology annotation, cellular component: extracellular region.
GGCGCUGGAGCUGAGUGGAGCAGAGGCGCCAUGGCUCGCGUGUUAGUGGUGGGCGCGGGGCUCACGGGAAGCCUGUGCGCGGCGCUGCUGAGGCGGGGACGCUCCGUGAGCGUGGUGGUAUGGGAGCAGACGCGCGACUCGGGGGGAAGAAUGGCCACUGCCCAAAGCCCUCAUGAUCCGGGGUGCACGGCCGACCUGGGGGCUCAGUACAUCACCUGCACCCCUCGCUAUGCCCGGCAGCAUCAGAGUUUUUAUGAUGAGCUCCUGACACAAGGUAUUUUGAAGCCACUCACUUCUCCUGUGGAAGGAAUGAUGGUGAAAGAAGGGGAUCUAAACUUUGUGGCACCUCAAGGGAUCUCUUCGAUUGUGAAACAUUAUUUAAAAGAAUCAGGGGUGGAGGUCUCCUAUGGCCACCGAUUAACUGAAAUCUACCUUAAAGAUGACAAGUGGGAAGUCCACAAGGAAGUGGGGGCCUCCGAGCAAUUUGAUAUCAUCAUCCUCACGAUGCCUGUUCCCCAAAUCCUUCAACUCCAGGGCGACAUCAAAAACUUAAUUAGCGAAAAUCAGAAGCACCAACUGGCCGCUGUGCGCUAUUCCUGCCGGUUUGCCCUGGGCCUCUUUUAUGAGGCAGGCACACAGAUAGACGUCCCCUGGGCCGCCCAGUACAUCCCCAACAACCCCUCUAUAUGCUUCAUCUCCAUCGACAAUAGGAAGCGAGGCGCAGAUGCAGCUGACUCCAGCCCCUCCGUGGUCAUCCACACCACUACCUCCUUUGGAAUGGCUAACUUGGAGCAGAGCAUUGAGGACGUGCAGGCUGUGAUCCUGCAGCAGGUGAACGGCAUCCUGCCAGGCCUGCCCAGGCCAGCCAGCACCACAUGCCACCUGUGGACGUACUCACAGGUAACGCAGGCCAUUCCCAACAGUCCAGGACAAAUGACUCUUCAUCACAGCCCUUUGCUUGUGUGUGGAGGCGAUGGCUUCACUCGGUCCAAUUUUGAUGGGUGCCUGGAAUCUGCCCUAUGUGUCAUGGAGGCCCUAAAGCCUCAUCUGUAGUGCUCACAUCACUUCGACUUUAUCUCUUAUGGCCCCUCACUGGGAGGUGAUUUUCCCCAAAGGAUUUGAGCCUGUUCUUUGUUCCUCAGAAUAUAUUUUUCUGCUUCAUUGAAUAAAGUUCCAGGGUAGUUGUCCUUCAUAUUCUCAUUUAUCAUAUUGAAUAGAACAUGGUAUAAAAAUUUUGGCAAACAUAGACAACCAUCUGUAUUAAAGUGAAACUCCUGCCAUCUUUUUUAUUUCAUCACUUCUCUCAGUGACCAAAAUGGCUCCUUAUUGGUGGCAAGAUGGCAACUAGUGGGGACAGAGGCCCUGUAGUAGAUCAGGCCUCUUCAAAGUCAUGGAGUCAUCUGCAAUGGGAAGAAGAAGGAAAUCCUUAACAGGAAGUCCUUCCAGCCCAGGCUGUCUCCUUGAAACAUUCUGGCUUAGAAGCUACCUAGCCCCCAGUCUGUGCCUUCUUGGACAUAGGUUUUAAUAGCUAUUUUCUGGCCUGUUAUUACAUGUUAUCCCUAAACAAGCCUGUCUUGGGGUGCAGGGUGUACCUCUGAGGUCUUUCCUAGUUGUGGUUCCUGAAAUUCAGUUUCAGUUUAACUCAAAAUGCCAUGACUUUUCCUGUCCCCUGAGAAACCCAACAAACACACUGCAUUUUAUUUCAGCUUUUCAUGUCUUAUAGAACUGUAGCCUGGGAAAUGAUUAAACCUGACUAUAAAGUGGAAAAAAAUAAAGGAAAAUAUGUGGUUUUGUGUAGUUUUAUUUAUUUUUUUUACAAGAUUGUUGCCUCAAAGAUGGCUCACAUCAAUGCUGCAUGAUGAAUGGUUAUAUUAUGUGUAUAAUGAAAUUUACAUGUUUAAUAAAUUUAACAUAAUUGUAAAAUUUCAUUAAUUUCAAUGCAUGUAUACCACUGCUAGGUCUAUAUCCCAAAGACAUCCAAAAAGAGGGGA